AUGGCUGCCACCGAUACCGUGAAAAAGGAGGAGGCCAUUUCGGCCGAGCCUGCCAUGAAGUCCGGAGAGAGUAGUAUCUACAUCGACCGCGAUGCGGAACGGUCGUAUGUGCGAAAGGUGGACUUUUUCGUCCUGCCACUCCUCUGUUUGAUGUAUUUUUUUGAUUGCAUGGACCGCAGUAACCUGGCAAACGCGAAAACUGAUGGUCUAGACGAGGAUAUCCACCUGGUCGGGAAUGACUACUCGCUGAUGGUGUUGUUAUUCUAUAUCCCAUUCGGGCUGUGCGACUUGCCAUGGAACCUGCUUCUUAAGCGGUACUCUGGACGCUAUGUGCUGUCUUUUAUGACUGUGGUCUGGGGAAUACUCGCCCUCUGCCAAUGUGCCGUCAAGAACUUCGGGGGGAUGAUCGCUGUGCGGAUGAUCCUAGGAGUAUUUGAGGCAGGCUUCUUCGCCGGAGCUACAUUCUAUAUGACACUCUUCUACACGCGCGGCGAGAUGGGCUUCCGGCUGGCCAUCAUGCAGUCCUUCGCUGUGCUCGCCUCUGCCUUCAGCGGACUUAUCUCCUUCGGCGUGUUCCAGAUCCAUGACCCCGCCGUGAAAGGCUGGCAAUGGCUGUUUAUCAUCGAAGGCUCGAUGACCUUCCUCAUGGGAAUUAUCUCGUUCUUCUGGCUGCCCGGAAAUCCGCGUACUGCAUGGUUUCUGAGCGAGCGUGAACGGGCUGCGGCAACGGCACGGCUACUGCGCGACACCUCCGCCGAGGUGGACACCAAAUUGGAUCUGAAGGUGGCUUUCGAGACAUGGAAGGACUGGAAGUUUCCUAUUUGGUGCAUUAUCACGUUUACCUAUCCAGUGGCAUAUGCGACCGCGAUGAACUUCUUCCCGUUGAUUGUCGAACGGCUGGGUUUUUCCACUGUCAAAACAAACCUUUGGACGGUCGCUCCAAACCUUGUAGGCGCGGUGGUGCUUCUCUGUGUGGCCAAGUCGUCGGACCACUUCCGCGAGCGAACCUUUCACAUUGUGUUUUCGCUGGUGAUAUCGCUCGUGGGGAUGGUCAUCCUGGCGACAAUCGAUGUCCUGAGCCACAAGGGAGUAGCGUAUUUCGCAUGUUUCCUCAUGGCAGCCGGGUCGUAUAUCCCGUCGUGUUUGGUGCACGCAUGGCAUAACAACAAUAAUAUGCAUGAGAACUCGCGUGCUGCCAACACGGGUUUCUUCGUAGGGUUGGGCAAUUUGGCGGGGAUCUUAAGCGCGGCGACGUUUCGCACGCAAUACGCUCCAAAGUAUAUCCCCACGUUGGUGGCCACCUGCUGCUGCAACGGGGUGUGCAUUGUGGUCGUGAUCGCAUUGGGCCUGUGGAUGCGACGGGAGAAUCGCCGACGCGAUCGCCAACAAGGCCGAAGAGUGCGUCCGGGAGAAGUGGAUACACGUCAAAGGUCAUUCGUCGAUUGUAUCGCCAGUCCGCAUUCCUGCUUCUCCUCUUUUUCCCUUCAGCUUAUCACCGGCUUCGGCCUACCCGACCGGCAGAUAAAUGAGUCCCACGUGUGCCACUGGCCCAACUGCGGCAAGACCUUCACUCGCGCAGAGCAUCUGCGUCGCCAUGCCCUCAAUCAUGACCAGGCAAGGCAAGGCUACACCUAUCGCCAUCUGAUGCGCCAUGCCAAACGGGACGAGGAAGCUGGAGGCCCUGGUCAAGGAGUGCUGGAGACGAGGAAACGUACUCGCCGUGCGGGAGAUGGCUCCAUCAUUACUCGCCCUCCGAAGCGUCAGUCGCGCGCUCGUGCCAGCCACAGCUUGCCUCCAUCGUCGUCGGCCUCUUCCUCGUCGAUUUCCGUGACCAGCGCCCAGGACUAUGGUGCUCCUGUGUCCCCGCCGACGUCAGCGAGCGACCCAUCGUCCAUGACGUUGGACGAGCCCGAUCCGCUACUGGCUCCGAUGAUGCCCAGCGGACCAUUCGAGCCCUAUGUCGAGCCUAUCCCAGGGCAGUUUGAUGCGGCAGAUGGCUCCUGGAAUCUGGGACUGGACGGGAUGGGUGAUUUCUUCAGCCUUGACACUGCUACCGAUUUCAACAUGCCUUUUGCGGCCACUCAUAAUUACAACUGGCUGUUCGACGUCGCCUCUCUGGAUGACGCCUUUCCGCCCUUCGACCUCCCAUUAGGUCCAGACAUGGUCACCUUCGCCGAGGAUGCCCUCCCCGUCGAGGAUCCAAAAUCAUUCCUCGACCGCGACGGCUCCUCAGUCCUCCUGCAGGCAGCCUCUUUCGUAGAACGCAGCGACCCGCUCGUCUUCUCCGCGCCCAUCCUGGAUCCCCAACCAGAUACCAUCAACCUCGACUGGAUGGACGCGCCCUCCCUCCUCCAAACUACCCCCCAGCCCCAUCUUCCCAUCCUGACAGAAGAUUCUCGUCAAGGCAUCCUCAACCUCAUUGCGCAAGCUCCACCCUUGGCCAUCGACGGCCAACCCACCCCGCUAGACUCCCCUCUCCUCUCCCUUCCCUCCCUCCAAUCCUACAGCGACCUCUUCUUCACGCGCUUCAACACAACCUACCCCCUCCUCCACCAACCCACCUUCGACCCAUCAUCCACCACCCCGGUCCUCCUCGCCGCCAUCCUCUCCAUGGGCGCCACCUACAGCAGCCGCGAAGCGCACCAACUCGCCGUCGGCAUCCAUGACUCCCUCCGCAACCAACUCUUCUGCCACGCGGACUUCUCCCCCCAGCCUGACCUGUGGGUCCUUCAGGCAAUGCUCCUAAUUGACUGUUUUGGCAAGAUGCGCGCGGGGCCGAAACAGCGCGAACGCGCCCAGCUCUUCCACUGCGUGUUGAUCAAGCUCAUCCGGCGGAGCGAUUGCUGCGCUAUUCGCCACACCCCGAACCCCACUACCACUACCGACACAGACAUCGACACCCUCUGGCGCACCGCCAUGCACGACGAGCAGAAGAAGCGCGUCGCAUUGCACUGCUUCAUGUGGGAUACGCAACACGCCGUCCUCUUCUCCCAGUCCCUAUGCAUGUCAGCCUUUGAAAUCAGAUCCGCUCUGCCCUGUUCCCAGGGGACAUGGGAAGCAUGCACGGCCAGUGACUGGGCGCAUCAUGCAUCUAUGGACCCUCCACCGCGGAUGUUUCUCUCCGUGCUGAAAGGGUAUAUUACCCCCUCUGCGAUGGCUCGACCCCGCGAUCUGAAUACCCUGGCACGGAUCGUCAUCCUGCACGGGCUCAUGUCCGUCUCAGCGGACCUGAAAAGACGGGACCAGACGACGUUACGAGCGGAGACGCCCGAGCGGGUCGGUGCAUGGACGCGACGCAUGGGGAGAUCAUAUGAUCUAUGGAAGGUGGAUUUUGAUGCGGAUUGCUUGGCGAUGAAGUUGAAUUUCGGACAGCAUCCUGGGGAGGAUGUGGCUGGGUCGAGACGAGGUGGAGGGCUGUUCACGGGGCUGAAGAUGGCGGCGUGUGCGCUGUACCGGGCAGCCUGGCUGGCGCUGCAGGUAGAGAUACUGGAUUUGCAGGUCGCUGCCGGGGCGGGGAGGAUACUGGGAAGGACAGUGACGGAGGGAGAUCGGGAGAGGUCGCGACGGGGAUUGAAGAAGUGGUUACUUGGUGGCGGGGAGGGGGCGUUAGGAGCUGCGAGACAGGCGGCGAAGCUGUUGGAGGAGGCGGUGCUGAGUCUGCAUGAUUGGGAGCAGACGGAUGCGUUUCAUUUCCCGUGGUGUUUGUAUUUGGCGACGUUGACUUGCUGGGCGUUUCAUGGUGGGGUGGGUGGUGAGGGCCAGGGAGGUGGUGAACGUCCUGGGGAGAGGGUUACGACGGAUCUGGCGAGUUUGAUCGUGGCCAUGACGACGUGUGGAAGUCUGGGGGAUAUGGCGGCGCUCGGGGGAAAGUAUGAUACGAGGGGACUGGUGAGGACGAUGGCGCAACAGUUGGCCACGGUAAGGUGGGCGGUGGUGCAUGAUGCGAUGAAGGUCUUGGUGAAUCUGGGGAAUUGA
Molecule: messenger RNA, 3975 nt
Organism: Aspergillus welwitschiae
Lineage: Eukaryota; Fungi; Ascomycota; Eurotiomycetes; Eurotiales; Aspergillaceae
Product: MFS general substrate transporter
Exons: 12
Coding region: 1-3975 (1324 amino acids)
Biological process (GO): DNA-templated transcription; transmembrane transport
Cellular component (GO): membrane
Molecular function (GO): zinc ion binding; DNA binding; transmembrane transporter activity
Source: RefSeq, a predicted model, not a curated record